Messenger RNA from Trametes versicolor FP-101664 SS1, 1719 nucleotides. Its product is annotated as carotenoid ester lipase precursor. Bases 1 to 1632 code for a protein of 543 amino acids. The record is from RefSeq and is a predicted model, not a curated record. The transcript is spliced from 14 exons. NCBI's taxonomy places the organism in Eukaryota, Fungi, Basidiomycota, Agaricomycetes, Polyporales, Polyporaceae.
AUGUUCGCGCUGCCCGCCCUCCUGCUCUCCGCGACGCUGCUCGGCGGCGUCGUGGCUGCCUCGCCGUCUGUCAAGCUCGGGAAGGCCACCGUCGUCGGCACAGGUGACGGGGUGGUUUCGCAGUUCUUGGGCAUCCCGUAUGCGCAGCCACCAGUGGGGGAUCUCCGGUUGCAGCUCCCCAAAGCGGUCACAUCUUACAAGGGCACUCUCAAUGCGACGACGUUCGGAAACCAGUGCAUACAGCAAUCACUGGCUUUGCCGGAUCUGCCCGACAACGUACCGCCUGCUAUCCCGGCUACCCUUUCGGCGCUCGUUUCGGUGGAGGUUCAAGGGCCGACCCAGAGCGAGGACUGCUUGAACCUCAACGUCAUUGCGCCAGCAGGAGCGAAGUCGACAUCCAAGCUUCCCGUUGUCUUCUGGAUUCACGGUGGUGGAUUCCAGGUCGGCUCGAACGCUGUUGAGCCUGGAGAGGUCGUCGUCAACAGGUCGAUCGCAAUCGGGGAGCCCAUUAUCUUCGUAGCGACAAACUACCGGCUCAGCGCGUUUGGGUUCUUGGGAGGAAGCGAAGUCAAGGAUGCCGGACUCGGUAACCUUGGGCUCCACGAUCAGCGGUUGGCCCUUGAGUGGGUUCAGAGCCACAUCGCCGCCUUUGGAGGGGACCCCGCCAAGGUCACGAUCUGGGGCGAAAGCGCAGGAAGCAUCUCUGUCGCCGCACACAUGAUCGCGAGCGGCGGCAGCACAGGCGGGCUUUUCCGCGCCGCAUGGAUGGAGUCUGGCUCCGCGUUCCCGUCCGGCGACAUCACGAAAGUGCAGCCUACCUUCGACUUCAUCACUUCGCAGGUCAACUGCACAUCGGCGUCGGACAAGCUCGCGUGUCUCCGCACAGUUUCGACAGAGGAUAUCAGGGCGGCGAUGGACCAGACGCCCACGGUCAUCUCCUUUGAGGCUCUGAACAUCCCGUACUGGCCCCACGCGGACGGCGUUUUUCUGAAGGACCACCCUCAGAAACUCGUCCAGCAGGGCAGUGUGGCCAAGGUCCCAUUCGUUGCCGGCUCGAACGAAGAUGAAGGGACGCUCUUUUCCCUUUCGACGCUCGGCCUCAACUCCACCGAUGACUUCGCUGGCUACCUCAAGGGCAACUACUUCCCCGAUGCAUCCAACGGGACCAUCGAAACCUUGAUGUCGCACUACCCUGAGGACCCAGCGACUGGGUCGCCUUUCGACACCGGCGAUGACUUCGAAAUCACGACCGUGUACAAGCGCAUGGCAGCGUUCCAGGGUGACCUCAUCUUCCAGGCUCCUCGUCGUUUCUUCCUCAGUGAGCGCUCCGCCAAGCAGCCCGCGUGGUCAUUCUUCAGCCAGCGUAACAAGAUCCCUGGUCUGGGAGCUAUCCACUCCUCCGAGCUCUCCGUCAUCUUCGGCGGGCAGGACAUGACGGACUACCUCGUGCGCUUCGUGACCACGCUCAACCCGAACGGCCUCGGGGCGUACUUCUGGCCAAACUACCUCCCGAACUGCACGCAGCUGCUCACGUUCCUCGACGGCGACACGACCCUGGACAUCAUCAUGGACGACUUCCGGCAGAACGCCACGGACUUCCUUACACAGCUCAGUCUCGAGCAGCCUAUCUAGGUUCCCUUCCUGUCAUUAAUUUCCCUCUCUUUCUCGGUUUACGCACACUCUUUCUGUGGUUUACUUAGUAUCGGGCAUGUAUGUACU